AUGAGCGAUGGAAUGCAACUUGGCGGCGAGAGUAAGGGCGACAAACACUCGCACGGCAACGUCAAAAUGACAUCUCCUUUUCAUUUUUCCAACAGUUGUACAGGCCUAUAUCCACAGAAAGAUUAA
Molecule: messenger RNA, 126 nt
Organism: Chondrus crispus (carragheen)
Lineage: Eukaryota; Rhodophyta; Florideophyceae; Gigartinales; Gigartinaceae
Exons: 1
Coding region: 1-126 (41 amino acids)
Source: RefSeq, a predicted model, not a curated record